CGAGGAAGGGGGGAGGGACGAAGUCAACUCCUUGCGCAUCCCGGCGCGCGCUCAAGCUUUCCGCAGGCUGGGUGUCUGUUAGUUACCGAUGGUGCGCACGUUUUAACGAGUUUCAUAUCUGCUAAUUCACCAUCUUCCCAAGCUACUUAAGUGGCAGCUUCAUCUAUUGACAAGGCUCCCGACCUGGACUCCAUAUGACUCCACCAGGGAAAGUCCUCCUGACGGUGGUGCUGGUGGUGUUGUUCACGCAAGACUGUUUCUCCUCUAAAGCGGAGGAUCGUCUGUUUCGGCGUCUAUUUCGCCGGUACAAUCAGUUCAUCCGUCCAGUGGAGAAUGUGUCCGACCCUGUCACCGUGCAGUUUGAGGUGUCCAUCUCGCAGCUGAACAAAGUGGAUGAGGUGAACCAGAUCAUGGAAACCAAUUUAUGGUUGAGACAUAUUUGGAAUGAUUAUAAAUUAAAAUGGGCACCAAUAGAGUUUGAUGGAAUUGAGUUCAUCCGAGUCCCAUCCAACAAGAUCUGGAGGCCUGACAUUGUGCUGUACAACAAUGCUGUCGGUGACUUCCUGGUGGAGGACAAGACCAAAGCCCUGCUGAAGUAUGACGGCACCAUCACUUGGGUGCCCCCGGCCAUCUUUAAAUCCUCCUGCCCCAUGGACAUCACCUACUUCCCCUUCGACUACCAGAACUGCUCCAUGAAGUUCGGCUCCUGGACCUACGACAAGGCCAAGAUCGACCUGGUGCUCAUCGGCUCCAAGGUCAACCUCAAAGACUUCUGGGAGAGCGGCGAGUGGGAGAUCAUCGACGCGCCGGGCUACAAGCACGACAUCAAGUACAACUGCUGCGAGGAGAUCUACCCGGACAUCACCUACUCCUUCUACAUCCGCCGGCUGCCCCUCUUCUACACCAUCAACCUCAUCAUCCCCUGCCUGCUCAUCUCCUUCCUCACCGUGCUCGUCUUCUACCUGCCCUCCGACUGCGGAGAGAAGGUGACCCUGUGCAUCUCCGUGCUGCUGUCUCUCACUGUGUUCCUGCUGGUCAUCACCGAGACCAUCCCGUCCACCUCCCUGGUCAUCCCGCUGAUCGGCGAGUACCUGCUCUUCACCAUGAUCUUCGUCACGCUCUCCAUCGUCAUCACCGUCUUCGUGCUGAACGUGCACUACCGCACGCCCACCACACACACCAUGCCGGCCUGGGUGCGCAGCGUCUUCCUCCAGGUGCUGCCCCGCGUCAUGCUCAUGAGGCGCCCCAUCGACCAGGACGGGAAAGGGGGAGCGGGCGGCAGGGAGCGCGAGAGCGGCGGAGGGGUGGCGGAGAAGGGGAAGAAGGGGAAGGGUGUCGGGGUGGGGCAGGCGGCCAUGAACUGCCUGGACUUCGGGGAGAAUAAAAUGGGCAUCGAGGGCAAGAAGUGCCCGCGCCACCCGGGGAAGGACACGCCCGAGGGGGACUGUGGGAAGGUGACCAGGCAGACGGGCUCUCCGGCGGUCAACACGCUGGUGGCGUUCUCCGUCAUCUCGCCGGAGAUCAAACAGGCCAUCGAGAGUGUCAAAUACAUCGCUGAGAACAUGAGGAGUAGGAACAAGGCCAAAGAGGUGGAGGAUGACUGGAAGUACGUUGCCAUGGUGAUCGAUCGCAUCUUCCUGUGGGUAUUUGUGCUGGUAUGUGUGCUCGGAACGUUAGGGCUCUUCCUGCAGCCUGUCAUCCGCUUCCUGUCUUAACCAGUCACGAAGCAGAUUCAUGGACCAGUUGUCCCAAUCCCCCGGUUCGUUGUCAGAGUAUGACUGUGCAGGCCAGCACUCACCCGGACCUGCUCACAGACCUGACCCAGCGGGGAGAAUCAGCCUGAUGUGUCCAGAGCCCACUCACCUGCUCAGGAGAAAGAAUUAUGUCAAAUGAGGAAAUACAAUCUAACAAGCGAGCAAAGGCACACUACUCUAUAAAUAGAUAUCUUCCACUAAAAUGUUUUUGAUAAGGGAAGUAAAUUGUAACUUAAGUGGAAUAUGUCUAGACUUAAUGUAUUGAUGUUAAAGAAAUAAUACUUUUCACUUUAAGUGUACUUGGAAACACUGUACUUAUCUUUUUCCAAAGUUUAACAGCAAUUAAUUACACAGUGGCUUUGAGUCCUCUAAUUCUUCAUCUGACACUCUUUUCCCAUAAUCCUCUCUUUCAUUACACGCCUUUGUUCAGAUGUCAUUAGCAACAGGCAUGGCCGCCUCUCUUAAUUUGAGACCAUCAUUCUUUUCAUUUCAGCUCCUUUCAGAAAGGAUUAUGUUGAAAUAAAGUCUUUAAAAUGUU
Clupea harengus (Atlantic herring) is the source of this 2292-nucleotide messenger RNA. It is a transcript of the gene chrna6, whose product is annotated as cholinergic receptor, nicotinic, alpha 6. Gene Ontology annotation, biological process: monoatomic ion transmembrane transport. Gene Ontology annotation, molecular function: acetylcholine-gated monoatomic cation-selective channel activity; transmembrane signaling receptor activity. Gene Ontology annotation, cellular component: postsynaptic membrane. The record is from RefSeq and is a predicted model, not a curated record. NCBI's taxonomy places the organism in Eukaryota, Metazoa, Chordata, Actinopteri, Clupeiformes, Clupeidae.